Messenger RNA from Verticillium alfalfae VaMs.102, 534 nucleotides. RefSeq lists its product with no specific name. The record is from RefSeq and is a predicted model, not a curated record. The coding region runs from base 1 to 534 and encodes 177 amino acids. The transcript is spliced from 3 exons. Lineage: Eukaryota; Fungi; Ascomycota; Sordariomycetes; Glomerellales; Plectosphaerellaceae.
AUGGCGGUGAUGGCGCAGCCGGCAGGGCCUCUUUGGCGCCAAGGGUUUGCCCCGGUGCAGAGUGACGAUGGGGCAGGCGUGGCGUCAGGGGCAGGAUCAUCAGAUCACUCUUGCCAACCUAAAGUCCCGUCCCUUCAAGAUACUGAUUCAGAGCUGCAAGAGCUACCACAACGGCAGGGCAGGGCAGGAACAAGAGCUCCUCUCCACCCUCGAUCCCUGCCUCUCGGGCUCAACCCCAGCGACGCCACAUCUGCGAUCAUGAUGUCGCAUCUGUCCCUGAACCUUGCGAGGACUUUGUAUGCCAGCGAUGGCGAAGGAGAUUGGGAUCGGUCAACGAUGUGCCUUGGCAGGUCCCUUGAUUCUGGGCAGAGCCUAUACCGAGAUGCACACAUAAACACUGGCGUCAAGGGCAGUGCGACACCAAUCCACUCGCUCCUACUUGAGAGACGAACUAUCGGAUGUCUGGCACUCGUGUUCCUUGCCGCGAGUCCCGUCAGGCGGUUUUUUGGUGCCGAUCAAUGCGUCGCCUUCUGA